This is a messenger RNA of Thecamonas trahens ATCC 50062, 999 nucleotides long. RefSeq names its product Ras-like C3 botulinum toxin substrate 1. The transcript has a single exon. The coding region runs from base 306 to 881 and encodes 191 amino acids. Gene Ontology annotation, biological process: small GTPase-mediated signal transduction. Lineage: Eukaryota; Apusomonadida; Apusomonadidae. The record is from RefSeq and is a predicted model, not a curated record. Gene Ontology annotation, molecular function: GTP binding; GTPase activity.
GGCUUGUGAUCAGGAGCCCAUUGGUAUGGCGAUGGAUGAUGGGAGUGGCAUGGGGAUGGGUGCGGGGUGGAUGGACGUGAUGAUGAUGGCGAAGACCUUCCAUCGGUGACGAACGGGAGGGGUUGCCGGGUUGGGGCAAUGGGCUGGCUGGUGCCCCCAAACGGGGAGCGCUCGAUGGCAACAAAACCGGGGCCAUGGACAGGUCGACGUCACAUCUUUGCUGAAGACACACAAACAUACAAGCACACGCACAACACAAGUUGUGAGCUACACUCGAUCUUAAGCAGAGGAACAAGAACAAGAAGAUGAACAAGUCAAUCAAGCUGGUUACUGUUGGCGAUGGGGCUGUGGGCAAGACCUCGCUCCUGAUGUCGUACUCGAGCAACGCGUACUCGGAGGACUACCUGCCGACGAUCUUUGAUAACUACUCGGUGACGGUGAUGGCUGGCGGCAAGCCUGUCUUCCUCGGCCUGUGGGACACGGCUGGGCAGGAGGACUACGAUCGGCUCCGCCCGCUCUCGUACCCGCAGACCGACGUCUUCCUCGUCUGCUUCUCGCUCAUUUCGCACGCUUCGCUCGCCAACGUCCGCGAGAAGUGGAUUCCCGAGAUCCGCCACCACUGCCCGCACGUCCCGAUUGUGCUCGCAGGGACCAAGUCUGAUCUGCGCGCCGACAAGGCGACACUGGAGGGUCUGCGUGGCCGCGGCGAGACGCCGGUCACCUACGAGCAGGGCGUCCGCGCCGCGCGCGAGAUCGGCGCCACCUAUGUCGAGUGUUCGGCCAAGGAGGCCAAGGGCAUCAAGAGCGUCUUUGACCAGGCCGUUAACCUCGCCCUUGCGCCGCCGUCGAUGGCCAAGAAGAAGAAGUGCGCCAUUCUCUAGCUUCAUCCACCUGCAAGCCCGAGGCCGCUUCUUGGACCGGCACUGCAGCCGGCCAUCGGGAAUUGGAGGCUCCGAGGGCAAGACCAACACCAACACAAUGAACCUUCACAUCACAUGA